AGUAACUGUUUUCUGCGCAAAUACAUUACAAAAUGAUGCCGCCGGAGCUAAUGUCCCAAACGGCAAAUGGCGGCGAGAAGGAAGGGAGUCGAUGCAAUGAGAUGGAUCCGCUGCGGUUGACCACGCUGAUCCUGAGCGCGGAUCCGCGGUACCGCAUCAAACCAAUGCAGCAGGUCAUGUCUGCCCUCGUCGGUGGCCUCAUCACGACGUUUGUGGUGACGCCCCUGGAAGUUGUGAAGACGCGCGUCCAGACCCAGCAUGCGAUUCGCCAGCGACCGACUGUUUCCAAGAUCUGCUACGUCUACCACAACGGACUGAUGACCCACGUGUGUCGCUCCAGCGACAUCUGCGUCCCAAAACCAGGCCGGGAUCCGAGAAACCUCCGGCCCCUACGUGGCGCCAUGGAUGCCUUUGUCAAGAUCAUCUGCAAUAGUGGCUUCAGCGGCUUGUGGGCGGGCCUUAGUCCCACGUUAGUUUCGGCCCUGCCCUCCACGAUUAUCUAUUUCCUGACGUACGAGUAUAUCAAGAAUUCGCUGUCACACUUCUACUUGGUCUCGCAGAAGUUUGAGGGAUCCGGCAUCGAGGACCAAGUGCCUGGAGCCGACGGUGGCGAUCCCCUUGACCAGGCCACCAAAGGAAUAAAUGUGAGCGCCACCGCGCCAUCGGUAACCACCACAUCGCUGCCCUACUACGUGCCUAUGGCCUCGGGCAUUUGCUCGCGCACCAUUGUGGUCACGGCCAUCACGCCCAUCGAGAUGGUGCGCAUCAAGAUGCAGUCGGAGUACAUGACCUACUCAGAGCUCUGGCGUGUGUUGCGCUCGUUAAUCCGCCGGCACGGUAUCCUGGGUCUGUGGCGGGGCUGGCCACCCACCGUGAUGCGGGACGCACCCUUCUCAGGGACCUACUGGGCGGUCUACGAGGCGAUGAAGCGGGCCUUCAGCGUAACGGAGCCCACAUUCCUCUUUAGCUUCCUCACAGGCGCCAUCUCCGGAGCGGUGGGUGAGGGUGAGCAGAGCUCUGCCACACACCGUAAACCAUAG
Molecule: messenger RNA, 1040 nt
Organism: Drosophila erecta
Lineage: Eukaryota; Metazoa; Arthropoda; Insecta; Diptera; Drosophilidae
Product: solute carrier family 25 member 40
Exons: 3
Coding region: 33-1040 (335 amino acids)
Biological process (GO): mitochondrial transmembrane transport
Source: RefSeq, a predicted model, not a curated record